AUGGUUUUAUAAUAUCUUUGAUAGUUUGGAAUUCUACAUAACAUUGAUGUGGAAAGGGCAGGAUUACAUGUUUAUGAGGCCAGAAUUCCUUCUUAAAAGUAUUGAUCUCUCUAGCAAUGCUCUAUCAGGAAAAAUACCAAGAGAACUUGUAUCUUUGUUGGGAUUGGUUUCCUUGAAUUUGUCAAGAAACCAAUUGAGUGGAAAAAUACCCAAGGAGAUUGGAAAUCUAAAAUCACUUGAAUUUCUUGAUUUGUCAAAAAAUAAUUUAUCAGGGCCAAUUCCUCCAAGUCUUGCUCAUAUUGAUCGUCUCAGUGUGUUAGAUUUGUCAAACAAUAAUCUCUAUGGAAAAAUCCCAACAGGAACACAGUUGCAAAGCUUUAAUGCCUCGUGUUAUGAAGGAAACCUUGAUCUUUGUGGAUUGCCAUUGAGCAAAAAGUGCCCAGAAGAUAAUAUGCUGCCACCUCAAGAAGUUAAUCAGGAUGAAGAAGAAGAUGCCUCAUUAUUCUCUCGAGAAUUUUACCUGAGCAUGGGUUUGGGAUUCAUUGUUGGAUUUUGGGCCUUUGUGGGGCCGUUGCUCUUCAACCAAACUUGGAGACAAGCCUAUUACAAGUUUGUGAACACAGUAACAGACAAAGUCCAUGUCAUAGUUGCAGUUUAUGUGGUUAAAUACCUCACCAUUAGAGACUAGCCACGAGGAUCUGUUUCUCCUACAAUUUGGCACUAGAUGAAGUUAUGAUCCAAGCAAUGAUGGUUUGUUGCACGGAUUUAUGUCAUGAUUUGAAAGAUAUCGUACUUCUAAUAAUGUUCUCCGCUAGCAUUUUAUCAAACUGGUUAUGUUUUUGCUUGUGGCCUUUUAAAUCUUUUCUGUUGCAUGCUAACUGGGGAGAUAUAUAUAUAUAUGUAUAUAACUCUAGCAUAACAUCAUAAGUUCCGAAA
Molecule: messenger RNA, 936 nt
Organism: Neltuma alba
Lineage: Eukaryota; Viridiplantae; Streptophyta; Magnoliopsida; Fabales; Fabaceae
Product: receptor-like protein EIX1
Exons: 2
Coding region: 47-688 (213 amino acids)
Molecular function (GO): protein binding
Source: RefSeq, a predicted model, not a curated record